UUAUUGUCACUCCUCUUCGUCACCAAAGCCAACCAUGGCUCUGCACUCGUACUGGAGAACCGUGCCCUUCUACGUCGACCCUUCUGGAACCCCUUCUCCGCACAAUUCCUCAUUUCUCUACCCUUCCCGCGCCAAACGGCACCGUUCCGCCUCUUGCUCUAUGCACGGCCAAAGCCCGCGCCACUCUUCUUCGCCAGUUACACCCAAUCCAUGUCACGGGUCGAACAAGCCCGUUAUUCUAGACUCGAGUUCGGAUCCCACGCCGGAGAAUGAGAAUACCCGUUCGGAUAAAGACCCGAACCGUUUGAGCCAAACCCGAAGUUGCAACUCUGUGUUCGGAUUCCGAAACCGGUGUCUGUGGCGGAAGAUUCUGUUCCCAUCGAGGAAAGUGAGAAACAUCAUUAUGCUGAAUGUCACCACUUUUAUUUACGCAAGUAACAUUCCAGUUGUCAAGGAGGUUCAGGCAGUUAUGAAUCCAGCAGCUUUCACAUUUGUGCGCUUUGCUCUUUCUGCCAUUCCUUUUAUCCCAUUUGUAGUGCGAGGAUGGGGAGAUUCUUUUACCAGAAAUUCUGGCAUAGAAUUGGGUAUCUGGGUCAGUCUGGGAUAUCUCAUGCAGGCACUUGGACUACAAACCUCUGAUGCUGGUCGUGCAUCAUUUUUAUCUAUGUUCACUGUAAUUGUGGUUCCGUUGCUUGAUGGCCUUCUUGGAGCAGCAGUUCCAAUCCGAACCUGGUUUGGAGCCCUGGUGUCGAUUGUAGGAGUUGGAAUGCUGGAAUCGAGUGGUGCAUCUCCACGUAUUGGAGAUCUUUUGAACUUUUUAAGUGCUGUGUCUUUUGGCAUUCAUAUGUUAAGAACUGAACAUUUGUCAAGAAGCAUAAAUAAGGAGAAGUUUCUGCCCCUCCUUGGAUAUGAGAUUUGCGUUGUUGUUUUGUUUUCUGCAAUAUGGUAUCUUCUUGGAAGUUACAUUAAUGGUUCCCAGCAUCCCUUACCAUCAUCUUGGACGUGGAAAAUGCUUAGAGACUGGAUGACUGGUUUUCCAUGGAUACCAGCAAUUUAUACAGGGAUAUUUUCAACUGGUUUAUGCUUGUGGGUUGAGUUGUCUGCAAUGUGUGAUGUAUCAGCUACAGAAACAGCUAUAAUUUAUGGUCUGGAGCCAGUUUGGGGUGCCGGUUUUGCAUGGUUUCUUCUUGGUGAAAGGUGGGGUCUCACUGGAUGGGUUGGUGCUGCCCUUGUGCUAGGGGGAAGCUUAACAGUGCAGAUAUUUGGAAGCUCAAGUGUUUCGGAUAAAGAACAAAAACAAAGUAAGAAAGUUGGCAGCCUAACUAUUUCUGACAAAAAGAAUGCUUUGUCUACGUCCACGGUAAUGGUUAGAUCCAGGACGGAUGUCUCUGAUUUUUUCAAGUAGUAUCCUUCCUUUCAUCGCUUCAUCUAUAUAUUCUUAGCUGACUUUAAUCAUCCCAUCAUGACCUAGCUAUAAUCAUUUAACAUAAUUAUGUAAUUAUUCUUAAGUGUAAUGUUCUAAUUUUUAAAGCUGAUAAUGAAAAUCAGAAUAAAAGGUCUGGGUAAAGAUUAUAUAUAUA
Vigna unguiculata (cowpea) is the source of this 1580-nucleotide messenger RNA. RefSeq lists its product as uncharacterized. Gene Ontology annotation, cellular component: membrane. The record is from RefSeq and is a predicted model, not a curated record. NCBI's taxonomy places the organism in Eukaryota, Viridiplantae, Streptophyta, Magnoliopsida, Fabales, Fabaceae.